GAAGAUGAUCUUGAAUUGAAAAAAUUUGAACAAUUCUUUAUGGACUUAUCUUCGAAAAAUUCUUCAAUUAUGAUUCAUCCAGAUGGUUUAAAACUUCUUCUAAAAGAUUUUAACAGACUAUUUAGAAUGUCAAAAUCAUCUCAAUUGAGAAAUUCAAGCGACUAUAAUACUCUAUUAGGUUACUUGGAAACAAUCGUCGAUUUGCCUUGGAGCCUUGAAAAUGAUGUACCAACAGUUGAUCUAAAUAAAGCUCAAAUCCAACUCGAUGCUGAUCAUUAUGGCUUGAAAAAUGUUAAAAAGAGAUUAAUUGAGUAUUUGGCAAAUAAAUUAUCAUCUAAAUCAAAUUUGAGUGUUUCUAGAGCUCCCAUUAUAUGUCUUUAUGGUCCACCUGGCGUGGGAAAAACUUCUCUUGCAAAGUCUGUGGCUAAGACAAUGGGUAGACAAUUUCAAAGAAUCUCUCUUGGUGGUAUCAAUCAUGAAUCUGAGAUCCGGGGUCACAGAAGAACUUAUGUAGGUGCAUUGCCUGGAGUUUUAGUAUCAGCUUUACGAAAAUCCAAAUCUUUAAACCCAGUCAUUUUAUUAGAUGAAAUUGAUAAAGUUCAAAGUGGUGGAAAAGGAGGAAGUCUUAAUGGUGAUCCAUCAGCUGCUCUAUUGGAAGUUUUAGAUCCAGAACAAAAUUCAACUUUCACUGAUCAUUUUAUUGGCUUUCCAAUUGAUUUGUCUCAAGUCCUAUUUAUAUGUACAGCUAACGAUAUUUCUAGAUUACAUCCUGCUUUGAUGGAUAGAAUGGAAGUUAUUGAAAUUACUGGAUAUAACCAAUUCGAUAAAAUUAAAAUUGCAAAGAAACACCUUUUACCCAAACAGUUACUGAAAAACGGAUUACCAAAAAAUGCACUUAAAGUUGAUGAUGACACUAUUAUGAAGUUAAUUCUUGAUUUCACUCACCCUGAAGCAGGCGUUAGAAAUCUUGAAAGGCAAAUUAGUGCAAUUUGCAGAGGCAAGGCAAUCGAAUACUCAAAAUUUGUGAAAAACGAUGCUAUUUUAGAAGACAUAUCACAAUCUGAUUACAGCCCAUUAGUUUCAGAAAACGAAUUGUUUAAAUACCUUGGUCUCCCUCCUCUUAAUUCCUCAUCGUCAAUUAAAAAUAAUUUAACAUACUCCAAGAUUUCAACUAGAUAUGGCGUGGUUAAUGGGUUAAGUUACAAUUCAAAUGGAUCUGGAUCAACCUUGUUAUUUGAAACAAUUUCGGUUCCUGCAGAUUCCUAUUCAUUAAUUACGACUGGAAAACUAGGAUCUGUUUUAAGUGAAAGUGUCAAAAUUGGUGUAUCAUUAGUCAAGUUCAUUUUAUCAAGAAAUUUAUUAAGUGGAGUGAACAUUGACUGCGAGGCUGCUCUUGAAAAGCUUUCAAGCUCUCAGAUUCAUUUACAUGUUCCUGAAGGUGCAGUAUCAAAAGAUGGACCAAGUGCUGGAAUAACAAUCACAUUGUCAUUGUUAUCUUUGUUACUAGAAAUUCCUGUUGAUCCUAUUUUUGCAAUGACAGGUGAAAUUACUCUAAGGGGAUUAGUCUUGCCUAUUGGCGGUGUUAGAGAAAAAUUACUUGGAGCUCAUCUAUCUGGUAAAGUCACAAAAGUUUUAUUGCCAAGGGCCAAUAGAAAAGACAUAAUUCAGGAGUAUUUGGACAACAUAGAUUCAAACUACACUAUAAAUACAGACAACACUGUUGUUCAAAAACAAAAAGAUAUGCAAGACAAACUUAUUUCAAUAAUAAAACAGGAACAGGAAAAUAUCCAUAAUGUGGAUAUAUUUGAGGAGCCUGAAAAGUACAUAAAAGAAAAAUUGGGAAUUGAGGUACAUUAUGUCGAAGAAUUUUGGGAUGUUAUUAAAGCUGUGUGGAGCAAUGAUAUUAUUGCCGAUACUAUCCCAAUAUCGUAUAAAACAAUGGAAAGUCAUUUAUGA
Molecule: messenger RNA, 1956 nt
Organism: Ascoidea rubescens DSM 1968
Lineage: Eukaryota; Fungi; Ascomycota; Saccharomycetes; Ascoideales; Ascoideaceae
Product: P-loop containing nucleoside triphosphate hydrolase protein
Exons: 2
Biological process (GO): protein processing; protein targeting to peroxisome; protein catabolic process
Cellular component (GO): peroxisomal matrix
Molecular function (GO): ATP hydrolysis activity; serine-type endopeptidase activity; ATP-dependent peptidase activity
Source: RefSeq, a predicted model, not a curated record